Molecule: messenger RNA, 384 nt
Organism: Pseudocercospora fijiensis CIRAD86
Lineage: Eukaryota; Fungi; Ascomycota; Dothideomycetes; Mycosphaerellales; Mycosphaerellaceae
Exons: 6
Coding region: 1-384 (127 amino acids)
Source: RefSeq, a predicted model, not a curated record
AUGAAAGGAGCGGCGGUAUUUGGGAGGCUCGUCAUGCAGGCCUCAACAUCAGCCUGUGGUUGUCGUCAAUCUCAGACCUCCAACGCAGCAUGGCAUCAUACGCCAGAUGAAGGAGUGCAAGCGCCAGAAGAAUUGCUUGGCAUGUCAUGUGAAAUAUGCAUCAACCUGUAUAAUGCUCAAUGCUUACGAACCCAGGUCACAUCAUCUGACUAUUUAAUAUACUUUGAUGGAUUCUCGAUCCUGUUCAAUGCUUAUCUCAUCAAGGAUCCAAAUGCUGGAGAAACAUCGACACACUAUGACAAAACAAUGCAAGGUCUCGCACCGUAUCCAUAUCUCUAUCAAAGCCGUAAGAGCACUUCACAACAGCUUUCUCGUCUCGCAUAG